AUGACCAUACUAUCCAGCACACACGGCGUAAUUAGAAACAUUGUAAGGAUAUCGCGAGCAGAAGUUUUCGACGCUCCUCCUCUACUUCGCGCUAAUGCAAGCAUUUCUCAACACGGUUCUGCAACGGCUGUUAACAUCGACAUCGUUAUAGGCCAAGAAGUACCGCACCUAAAGAUCAACGGUGCACUAACGAUCCGUUCGAAGGACGGCGAAGGUCAGGCAGCACUGUACAAUAACACAAUAAAUGUGUGUGACUUCCUGCUGCAACCGUCCCGAAAUCGGCUGUUGCAAGUGGUACGGCAGGAAAUUAUGUACCGUGGCAAUAUUCCGACCAGGUGUCCUAUACGUGCCGGUAAGUACAUUGUACGGAAUGCAACGUUCGCCAAGGCGCACAUACCAUCAUUUCUUCCUGCGAGCUAUUUUCGCGUCGACAUUAACCUGCUGAAUGGUAAUCCGGUGAAGAUGAUCAUGCAAUCGUAUUGGUAUGGGAAGUUUAUCAAAGCUUAG
Molecule: messenger RNA, 507 nt
Organism: Anopheles maculipalpis
Lineage: Eukaryota; Metazoa; Arthropoda; Insecta; Diptera; Culicidae
Exons: 3
Coding region: 1-507 (168 amino acids)
Source: RefSeq, a predicted model, not a curated record